GCUCUCUCCUCAUCCUUACUACACAUCUCCCUAUCUUGGAAAAGCAAAGAUGUCAUUCUCUUGUCCCAGUAAGCUUUCCUCAAUGCUUCUGUUAGUUUCGUUACUUGGUUAUCUAAUAGGAUCCUCAGAAGGUGGCAAUUUCUUCCAAGAUUUUGACAUCACCUGGGGCGAUCAACGUGCUAAGAUUCUAAAUGGUGGCCAACUUCUCACACUAUCUCUUGACACUGCUUCUGGUUCUGGCUUCCAAUCCAAGAAUGAAUACUUAUUUGGCCGAAUCGACAUGCAAAUCAAGCUACUACCAGGCAACUCGGCUGGUACUGUCACUACAUACUAUCUAUCGUCUCAGGGGCCGACACAUGAUGAGAUCGACUUUGAGUUUUUGGAAAAUGCAACUGGAGAGCCAUAUGUUCUCCAUACCAAUGUGUUCUCCCAGGGGAAAGGCGACAGAGAACAACAAUUCUAUCUCUGGUUUGAUCCCAGUAAGGCUUUUCACACCUACUCCAUUGUGUGGAACAAACAACUCAUUAUUUUCUUAGUGGACAACAUCCCAAUAAGAGUGUUCCAAAACCUGGAAUCAAUUGGUGUGGCAUUCCCGAACAAGCAAGCCAUGAGGAUAUAUUCAAGUCUUUGGAAUGCUGAUGACUGGGCAACAAGAGGGGGGCUUGUAAAGACUGAUUGGACACAAGCUCCUUUCAUUGCUUCUUACAGAAAUUUCAAAGCCAAUGCUUGUGUUUGGUCACCUGGAUCACCUUGUACCUCCACCUCUCCCAAUUCUGUGCAAGACAACGCCUGGCAAGUUCAAGCACUUGAUGCCCCGGGGCGCAACAGACUUCGAUGGGUGCAGCAGAAGUGCAUGAUUUACAACUACUGCACUGACUUGAAACGGUUCCCUCAGGGUCUCCCACCUGAAUGCAAGUGAUCAAGAUGCCGUUGAAGAAACUAGACAUUAAGCAUCCAUUGGUUCAUUUUUUAGCAAGU
Populus nigra (black poplar) is the source of this 978-nucleotide messenger RNA. RefSeq names its product xyloglucan endotransglucosylase protein 1-like. The transcript is spliced from 3 exons. Gene Ontology annotation, cellular component: cell wall; apoplast. NCBI's taxonomy places the organism in Eukaryota, Viridiplantae, Streptophyta, Magnoliopsida, Malpighiales, Salicaceae. The coding region runs from base 50 to 919 and encodes 289 amino acids. Gene Ontology annotation, biological process: xyloglucan metabolic process; cell wall biogenesis. The record is from RefSeq and is a predicted model, not a curated record. Gene Ontology annotation, molecular function: xyloglucan:xyloglucosyl transferase activity; hydrolase activity, hydrolyzing O-glycosyl compounds.